CACUUGUAUUGGCAAGCUGACCAUCAUUACUUUUAUAAAUAUGCCGACGUAACUUAUUAUUUGUAGAUAAGGGAGAUUUUGUUAUAGCGUUUCGCAUUUGUGAAAGGUAAAUUAUAAUGUUACGACCCGGAUGAGACAGCAGACAAAGUUGUGAGAUUUAAGUUGGUAUGGGUAUGUUAUAUCUGAAGCAGUUUGGUAAACGGCUCUGAUAAUAAAAUAUGGACGAAGAAGUGGAAUUGGAAGAAGGCGAGAUUGUGGAUUACAACCCUAUCCCAAGACCCAGUGUUUGUGGAUCAAGUGUAACAACUAUGAAGUACAGUGACAACAGUGGAGAUGAGGAUGAUUCUGUUGACAGUGACAGUGGAAAUGACAGUGACUCGCCAUGUUUUAGGGCCAAAAAGCCGAAAUUAAAGAAGAAAAGUGUAGGUGCCAAAAGAACAACAAACACUGGUAAACAGAAUAAGUACAAUAUAUGGUGCAGUGAGCUGCAAGAAACAUCGUUAACAGAAGAGCUGGUAAACUGUGAUGUGAGGCAGAAGAUGUUGGACCGUUCGCGAGAUGUCGAGUCCUAUGACUACAAACUGGCCUACAGUAUGAAUGACCAGCAUGAGCCCAACGUGGAUAAUUUUGGCAGUGAAUCGAGGGCAUUUCAUCAGGGUAUGAAAAGACGUUAUGAGGAUAGAGGAAGUGUGAAGUUACGUCUUGGAAAGAGACAGAGCAAUAGCAGUGAGAGUGACUGUAGAGGUUCACCAAGGACUCUAUCAGAUCUUAAUGUCACGUUGGAGAAUACAAAUGAAGAAGUGGCUGAUGAUAUAGCUAACAAGCUCUGUGAGGAGAAAGAUGAUCUUAUUUUGAAAGUUGUUGAGGUUCUCGGUAAACAGAAGGCCAUUGACAUGUUCAGGGAAACAAGAAAGAUAGAAGAAGAUGGUGGUAUGAUGGUUUUGAAUAACUCUCGACGAAGAACUCCAGGUGGGAUAUUCCUUUUGCUGGUGAAAAGAGAUGGCGACAUUCAACAAGACAAGCUGAACUUGAUAUUCACAGAUGACAAAAAGAAAAGGGAAACAGUGAAGAAACAUUCACAUUCACGGUUGAGAAAGGCAAAGGCAGAAGAGCUGAGGAGGAGCUUAUCAGCAGAUGGCAUGUUGGCAGAAAGAGACCUGCCGGCCUUAUUGACUCGGUCAGAGCUACAAAUUCAGCAGCGACGCAAGGACUGCGAGACUGAUGGGGUGACUAAUCCCCCACCUUCACCAGCAACCGACGGACGGGAGAAUAGCAGUGACGGCGUUCCCGAGUUGAGUGAGCAGCUGGGGAACAGGCAGCUUACCGCUUACGCUGAUGCGGACUUCCUAGAUGUGGCCUGUGACAAUAUGGAUGUUUUCUAGUGAUAACGUGCCUCAAAAACACAAAACUGCGGUACUCUGUUUAUUGCAUAAGUUUUUUUGCAGACUUCGCAGUUUGAGCUACAGAUAGGCAGAUGUGAUAUUUUUCUGUUUGAAGAAUGUUGUAGUAUUGACUACUUGGUUGGCAUUUCAAGUUUAAUUUUGAAAUAAUAUGGAAAGCAGUUACAGCAAAUGUUUUUCGUGCAUUCUUAUGCGUCAUGAGAAAGUUAUAUUCAGAUUUCAUAUUUGCACUUGAAUGUUAUUCCUUGGUGAAUAUAUAUAAUAGUUUGCAUAUAUUAAGGUGGCGACUGACUU
Molecule: messenger RNA, 1694 nt
Organism: Zootermopsis nevadensis
Lineage: Eukaryota; Metazoa; Arthropoda; Insecta; Blattodea; Termopsidae
Gene: Phax
Product: phosphorylated adaptor for RNA export
Biological process (GO): snRNA export from nucleus
Cellular component (GO): nucleus
Source: RefSeq, a predicted model, not a curated record